This is a messenger RNA of Anopheles coluzzii, 1370 nucleotides long. It is a transcript of the gene Pex13, whose product is annotated as probable peroxisomal membrane protein PEX13. The transcript is spliced from 4 exons. The record is from RefSeq and is a predicted model, not a curated record. The coding region runs from base 275 to 1300 and encodes 341 amino acids. Gene Ontology annotation, cellular component: peroxisome; peroxisomal membrane; peroxisomal importomer complex. Lineage: Eukaryota; Metazoa; Arthropoda; Insecta; Diptera; Culicidae. Gene Ontology annotation, biological process: protein import into peroxisome matrix, docking. Gene Ontology annotation, molecular function: protein binding.
UAUUUCAUUUGUUUAUCAAAACGAAUGCAAAGAAGAUACUAAAAUACUGAAUAAAACUUUUGGAUCGUGUAAGGAUCUACAAAAAAAAGACACUUUUUAAUGUAAUCAGCAAAGAAAACUUGCAACUGGCGUUAAGCUGUCAAGCGGACAGAGAGCAAAGUCCAAGAUCAAGUAGAAGAGACACAAUAAGCAGAGCUACGAAAACAUAGAAAGUGCGGAAAGAUAACACAGUUCGCAAGUCGUAAUUUGGGGCAGGUAACGAAACAUUUCGGGCAUGGCGACCAACUUUCGGAACACAACGCUCAAUGAGGAACGAAUAUUUGGCAAUACAAAUGGGCUAAACACGUCAGCUGGAGUAAUUCCUACGAAUCAUCCACCACCUUUGCCACCGAGACCACAGUUUUCGGGUGGUGGGGGAGAUAUGAUGUUCGGUAAUCGGUAUGGAUUUCCUGGCCAAUCUGGAUAUCACAGCUACAGCCCGUACGGAGGAUAUUCCUCUAUGGAUUAUUAUGGCCACAGGAGCUACGGUGGAUAUGGAGGGUACGGUCAAGGAUAUGGAGGAGGAUACGGUAACCCCGGUGGUGGGUUCAAUUACCCGGAACACAGGUUUAUUCAGUUAGCAGAAGAAAGUUCGCGGCCCGCCUUUCAGAUCCUUGAAUCGCUCGUCGGCGCAGUUGGCAAUGUGGCGACGAUGCUAGACUCUACCUUCUUUGCCGUCACCAGCUCAUUCCGUGCCGUGCUGAGUGUGGCAGCAAAUUUGGCGCACCUGAAGGGAACGUUUGCCCAGUUCUGGUCAUCUUUGGCUGUUGUGCGAGCGGCCGUGUGGUUGUAUAAAAAGAUGCUGUACAAACUGAGGAUAACGAAAACAGAUCCCACGUUGGAGGCAUUCAAAGAAGCGUUUAAUGUAUCUACUGGUAGCGAUGUGAACGGUAACAACAACGGCAGAAAACAUUCAUCCUCACUUUUAGCAGCACUAUUCAUGGGUUUCAUGCUCUCCGUACCCUAUAUGCUGAUAAAAUUGUUUGCACCAAAAGUCAGCGAAGAUACUGCACUAAGCGAUCCUGCCAUGUGGAACAAUCCAGUGGAGGUGCAGGCAUUGCACAAUUUCGAUGCCUCCAACGCUCAGGAGAUGUCGAUCCGUGCGGGACAAUCGGUGUUACUUGCGCCGAAGCAAAUUCAAACCGACCGACAUUUGCUGAACAGUGGAUGGGUACUAGCGGCUACAGCCGAUCGACGAACGUCCGGAAUCAUUCCACUAAACUAUGUACAAGCGCUGAAACAAUCUGUCGAGAGUCAGUAGAUAAUUAAAAAUAUUAGCGGGUCUGGUAUCUUACAGUGAUUUCAAUAAAAUGGCUUUUAUUAACCAGCGA